This is a messenger RNA of Symbiodinium sp. CCMP2456, 7459 nucleotides long. Lineage: Eukaryota; Dinophyceae; Suessiales; Symbiodiniaceae. The record is from the annotation of a GenBank genome assembly.
GUGUGGCGCCGGGGUCAGAGCAGACAUGACGGCCCUCGAGCGCUACGCCCAAGCACUGGCAGACGAGCCGGGAGGUCCUCUAGAGGAGACCUCCUCGAUGCAAUUUCCCAUGUACACCGUGGCCGUGAAGGACUUGCUGGAGAUGGGUGAGAUCGAUCCCCACGAGGUGUUGAAGGAGAAGGGUCUGCUCGUGGAGUUCGAAGAACCCCUUGGCAAGGCUGUCUUUGUCUCGCACCAGUGGGUCGGCAACCAACAUCCAGACCCAGAGUUCAAGCAGAUGCGAGUUCUUCAGGAGGCGCUGAAGCGUAUGACUUCAGAUCUAUCGCACAUCUCCCUUGAUCUGAACACCGAAGCCAUGGUACCUGGCGCGAAGCCGCUGGACACUCGAGAGCUCCGCGAGAACGCCAUCUUCGUGUGGUAUGACUACUUCUCUUGCCCGCAGUUGGAUCACCAAACACGUCGGGCAUUGACAAAGGGCUUGGCGCACGAGCUGAACAGUGAGCUUGGCAAUGCAAUUGAGAGCAUUCCGGCCUACAUCGCCCGACGCGUUCGGGUCCGAGCCGUGCAGCCAUCGCGCCGCAUACAGGCUCCCCGCGGUGGCACCGAAGACAGCGCUCUCUGCGCUCCGCUGCUCGCAAGUCUUUUCGUGGCGGUCGCCGGCUUUCUGCUGUGCAGCGACGCCGACUUGCGGAGCAUCAUUCGGCUUGCCCGUCUCUACGAUCUGCACUUGGAUACCCACCUGGCAUGGGCCGUGGCGGACGUAAGUCUGCAGGAUGGGCCGAAGGCGGAGGACAACCCGAAGCCGAACCUCGCCUUCCCCUCGUAUGCUUCGGUCUCCUUGCCCAAGAGACAACAAGAUGCUCCAGUUUUGGUGGUGGAUGCGGACGAUACAAUGGUUCCCUCGGUACAAAAUGCCGUGAAUCACGCCCGCAAGGCCGAGUUGCGAGUCUCGAAAUUGCGCAAAUCCAUCAAGGUUUGCCAGGACAAGUGGGAUUUGUUCGAAAGCCAGGCCAAAGAGAACUUCCGUCGAGAGCGGCUGAAGUUUAUGCAAGAGCAGAAGAAGCGCGAAAAGGAAUUGGCCGAGGCUGUCGAUGCCCAAGACAUCGCGAGGGAGGCCAUCCGCCAAGCCCUCGCACGCGACCAGAACAUGGAAGCAGCUGCUGCUUCGGAUCUUCCGUCGGUGGACUCAGUGUUCGAGGAUUGGGCUCGAGAGGACGAUGCGACCUUUCAGCAGGUCUUGCAUCGUGCUGUGGCUUCAGCUCCAGCGCGCACUCCUCAGCGAAGCACGGGCGUGAUGCCCAUGUCACCGCCGCCCAGACUCUCUACGACACCGGGACCUGUUUCAUCGGCACCUGGAGUUACUCAGGACCCGUAUCACGAGGCCACGAGUAUUGCGGCUGCCCCUCCGGGUUUGGAUAUGUCAGCUCAUCCAGGGAUGAGCCCGGUGGUUCUGGGACAGAACCCCAAGCCGCCCCUUCAUGUCAGGCAAGAUGUCAAAACCGCCUGCGCUUCAGGCAUCCUGUGGCUUGCCUCUGUCCUCCUAUGCCUAUACCCCGGAGGGAUUGCGACCCUGUGUCUGAUGAUGUGUGCUGGACGCGCGCACGGCCGGCGGGCGAAUUGGGCUCUAGCCGGUCUGGGCUGCGUGUGUUGCAUUCAUGAAUGUGGAGUGCUUGCCGUGCAGGUGCACAUGCCAGGGAAUGUGCUGUCCCCAGGUCCUGAAGUUACAGGCGGGCGCGAUACCCCUGUCUCUGCCCUCUCGCGCCCUGUCGCCACCCCCUGCAGAGCUCAUUUUAGGGCCGCUGCUCCUUCCAACAUUGGGGCCGUCCCCUGCGAGGUAUUUAACCUAGCUGAUGACUCCAGUUCCGAAGGCGAGGAGGAUACCUUCCCACUUGAUUCACUCCACACCUUGCUGGACUGUUCCGUUCACGAUCCUGCCUGCCAGGCGUUCUACCUGACUGCUACCCUUGUUGAGACGUUGUUCGAGCAUUUCUACGGCCAUCCAGGAGUUCUCGGCGGACCUGUGCCUCAGCAGAACGCCCAUGACGCCGUUGCUUUGCAGUUGGACAGCUUGCUCCCUGUCAGUGUGAGCCACACUGCGGCGCCGGAAGGUCACACAGCCUCGGAGGCUGAGGUCUACUGCCUAGAAGACAGACAGUGUUUGCUGCCAUGCUCUAUGGAUCAGUUGCAUGAAUUGCUGAAACCGGUUUGCUUUUGCAACCUCCUUGGACCACCCGGAGAUGUGCCCCGUCCAGGCCGAUUCUCCAGAUGGCUUGAUGCCGGGUUUGUGGGUCGCUCACCUGAACCGGAAGAGGUGCUUGUUCUUACCUCCGAUGGCUCCUUCUCUGCUGCCUCCGGUGCGGCCGGAUGGGCGGUCACUCUAAGCCUGGUGCCGCCAGAGAGCCUGAGGUUGCCUGGCACUUUCAUCGGCUGCUUCUUUGGGCCGCUUGCUGGGGUCGCCAGUCCAGAUGGUGUCGGUCCCCACCCUCCCUUUGACGGGCCAUUUGAUGCGUAUCUAGCUGAGGUUGGCGGCCUCAUGCAGGCUGCUUUAGCAGUGUUGCGGCUACCAUUCCGAGGUCAGGUUGUUUUCCGGGCCGACGGCAUAUCUGCGCUUCAGGGGGCUGCGGGUAAGGGCUCUUUCCGAGACCAUCCCCUAUGUGUCGUCGCACGCAACCUUUUCCUAGCCCUGCAAGGUCUCGGCCGGUGCACUCCUACAUUUCAGCAUGUUCCUGGGCACGCUGGGGAUUUUGCCAACGAGUUGUCCGACGGCCUUGCUGGCCUCGGCGCCACCGGCAGGAGUUCACUGUUCCCUUUUGGGGCCGACCUUGAUGCAAUAUUCCGUGACAAGGGGCAUGCGAGCUAUUGGAUCCCGCACCUUUGUAUUUCUCGGAGCCGUGGUUCCGAGCUUCCAGCUGUCCACAAGGACAGGUUGGCUUGGGAUAUGGAUAGUCCGAUGCGUACGCUUCCGGCAGCGGACGUGUUGCACCCCUUCCUGCGCUCACAACCGGCUGCGACAUCACACUGUUUGCCCGACCCCCAUGUGGUCGAGGUUGCGCUUAUUUCCUACAACGUCCUGUCACUCUUAGGCGUGUCACAGCAUGACAAUCGCCCUGGCUUGCAGGGAGCCAUCGGGCGGGUCAGCCUUCUUGCCCACUCCUUGGAGAGCAAAAACAUUCACCUUGCCGGUUUGCAGGAAUGUCGCACCCCGCGGGGCCGCUCUAGAUGCCGCCAGUACACAAGACUGGCGUCUGGCUGUGAUGACGGCUUCUGCUUCGGGGUCGAACUCUGGAUCUCUGAUGGGGGGCCUUUUCGAGCCUCAGAGGCAGUUGUUAUGCACUCCGACCCAACCGUGUUGCUAGUAGGUCUGCGCUUUAGAGGCUCCUCUGUUAGGGUUUUAGUUGGCCACGCCCCCCAUAGAGCCCAUCCAGAACCCGUGCGGCAGGCAUGGUGGCAGAGGGUAGGCAGCUUAUGCCGCGAAUUUGCGGGAAACGCAGCAUGGAUCCUUCUGAUGGACGGCAAUUGCAGAUUCGGAAGUGCUACCAGCCCCUCGGUCGGAUCGUGCAAUGCGGAUCCCGAGGACUUCUCCGGCAACUGGUGCCAUGCUCUCUUACAGGAACUCGAUGCUUGGAUACCUGCUACUUUCGACAGCUGUCAGCAAGGCCACGGUGGCACUCUUUGCUUGCAUCGCAAUGGUUCCUUUGUGCGAUCCGACUACGUGUGCAUCCCCUCCACUUGGCAGGGAACAUGUGCAGCCUGGGUUGAUCCGGGUAUCACGACUGGUCACUCUUGCGUUGACCAUCUAGCCACCGUAGUCCGGAUAAGCCUUACUCUCCAGGCUCGUCCCCCACGAGCAGCAAGCCAUGUACGCAUUGAUGCUUCUGCUAUUGCGCAGCCUCACAACGCUGAGGAGGUACGGCGGAUCAUUGCCUCUGCUCCUCGGCCACCCUGGCAUGUUGAUGUAAGCGAGCAUGCCGCAGCCAUUGUCGACCACCUGUAUCAAGGGCUUGCGGCUGCCUUCCCCAUGCGCAGAUCUCGCCUAAGGGAACAAUAUUUCUCCGAGGCAACCAGCGACCUGCACAGUGCAGUGGGCACACUUAGGCACAACAUUCGCACUAGGAAGGUUGCGCUGCGAUAUGCCCUCUUGCGGUGCGCGUUCCAAGCCUGGAACAGCGCAGAUUUAACGUUCGCCGAACUUUACUGUGGUCGGUGGCUACGGCAGCUUCGUCAUCGUCUUGCCCUCUCUUGCAUGCUAUUGCAUCGAGCCGGGCGUGACUUACGCAGGCAAUGUCGGCUCGAUCGCUCAGCUUUCUUCAGUGAGGUUGCGAGCGAUAUUGCGUCUCGCCCUCCCGGAGAACUGCACCAUGCGGUUAAGCGGGUGCUGAAGCCUAAGCGUUUCCGCCGUGGUUCUGCGGAUCCCCUGCCGUUGCUCUACAAGGAAGAUGGCACAGUGUGCCGUUCAUACGAUGAGGUACAGCAGGCUUGGAGGCAUCAUUUCAGCACGCUCGAAGAUGGGGAGACCGUGCCGGCUUCUGGAUUGGUGUCUUCAUGCUGGAGGUGGCACGAUGGCUUUUCAGGCACCGACACCAUUGAUUUGGCUCAGGCACCUACCCCUCUUUCCUUGGAGCAAGCCUUUAGGCACACCGCAGCUGGCAAGGCUUGCGGUCCCGAUCUGAUUCCACCUUCGCUGUGUCAUCAUUUCAGUUCCGACAUGUCCCUCCUCUUUUGGCCUAUGGCACUUAAAACCAUCCUGCGAGCAACUGAGGCAGUCGGGCUUAAAGGUGGGCUCUUGCACCAUAUACCCAAGCCGACAGCUGCACUUCACAAUCGCUGCUCCGGGCAUCGGGGUAUCCUAGUGCAAUCUUGCAUUGCCAAGGCAUUGCAUCGCUCCAUGCGCGCCUUGGCAGUUGAACAAUGGAUUCCUCAUGCGUUGCCUAUGCAACUUGGAGGGAGGCGAGGUUGUGCUGCCAGCUUUGGACAUUUUUGCUCUCGCGCUUUCCUUUCGGAUACGCGCAGCAGUGGUUUCAGCGCGGGAAUUCUCUUUGUCGACCUUGCUGCCGCUUACUAUAGCGUCAUGCGAGAAACAGUGCUAGGCAGUGGCCUAGGAGACAGGUCCGUUGAGAGUAUCGCCGCCUCCCUGCACCUCACCAGGGAUGAUCUCCAGUUGCUGAGCUCGCAUAUCGCACAGCACCCCGUUUUGCUUGAGCAGCAGGCACGGCCGCUCUUCUUGGAGUUGGCCCGUGAGCUCCAUAGUCAUACGUGGUUUGUCAUGGCGGGCGACACAGCCAUCGUUCGGACCCACCGGGGCACUCGCCCUGGUGGUGCAUUGGCUGACAUCGUGUUUAACAUUUUGUUUGGGCGGGUGCUCCAGCGACGUGAUCAAGCUGAUCUGGCCGGCACAUCUCCCUCCAUACCGUGGGACGGCCGUUACAUGCCCUUUGAGCCGUGUGGUCAGGCCGCGCCCGCCCUUUCUACCCAAGAUGUUGUCUUUGCGGACGACCUCGCAUCCUUCAUUGUCUCGCCACUUGCAGAUGGCAUGAGACAGGCGGUCAGCAAUGUGGCUGCGGCCACCCUCAAUGUCUUACCUCCCCACGGUUUGACUGCCAAUUUCGGCCCGACCAAGACAGCUGCAGUUCUGUCUGUUGUCGGAAAGGGGUCUCGAGCCGCAAGACGUGAAUUGUUCUCCACUAAGAACGGCCGUCUGCCUGUGUGGCCAGAACAUGCAGGGCCUGUGCUCCUGGAUUUAGUCACAUCCUACAAACAUCUAGGAUCCAUCCUCACUUGUGACGGUAGCCUUCUGAUGGAGGUCAAGCACAGGAUCGCAGUGGGCCGAUCUGCCUUCCGCGAAGGCCGCCAGCGCCUUUUUGCUUGUAAAGCGGUGCCAUUGGACCGCCGUGCAACAUUGUUUCGCUCGCACGUUCUGUCCGCCAUCCUUGCAGGAAGCGGAACGUGGCCUCUCCUCAACCCACGCGAAUGGGCUGCUUUCAGCGGGGGUAUAGUCGGCUUGUUCAGGCAGCUGCUUGGGUUGCGCGAAGAAAACUGGCGAGUCACGGAACUGCAGAUUGUUGCUCGCACAGGCUUGCCCGGACCAGUGUCUCUGAUCUCCGCGGAGCGACUGCGGUUCCUGGCCCUACUUGUCAGGUCAGGACCCGACCUCGCAUGGGCGCUCCUUCGCCGCUUUGGACCGUAUCUUGCGGCUCUGCGCCAGGCCUCUACCUGGUUGCUACAAGCCACACAUGGUUUGUCCCCGUUGGGACCCAUCGACGAUGAUUGGCACUCCUGGCACUGCAUGAUGAGGGAUUCGCCUGGCAGGUUUAAAGGUCUGAUAAAGCGAGCAGAGGCAUGGCACUGCGAAACCGCACGCACUUCUGCUGCAGUGGAGUCCUGUGCGCGUAGCGUAUGGCCCUCAGCACAUGUAGAGCGCAGGGCUGAGCUGUCCACAUAUACUCAUGCGUGCCUCCAGUGUAAGAUUGCUUUUCGGACCAGGCAGUCGUGGGGUGCCCACGCACACCGUCGCCAUUCUUACCAUCACCCGGCCCACGAUAUUGCCCAAGGCCGUCGCUGUCAGGCAUGCGGACUUUUAGUCGCGAAUGUCAAUAAGCUACGCUUACACCUAAAGCAUACGCCUCUUUGUCUCCAGAGGCUGCUUGACCCUGGCGAUGCGCUUCUCUUUCCGACUGAGCUGUCUCAGGCUCAUGCUCAGGCUCCUGCGGAACCGGGUACCGGUCCGAAAUUCUUCGGCCCUCUAUUGCCCGAAACCAGUCCUGAACUCCUGCGUACCCUUCGGGAGGCGACGCUUUGUACGGAUCAGGACAUCUUUGAUGUGGUUGCCACGCACAUUGCUCCGUUGCCUGUAUUGCGCAACACCCUGUUGGUAUGGCAGGCCUCCAUCUCUGAUGACGAGUUAAGUGAAGCCUGUGCGGAUGUCCUACUUGUUCUUCAUCCAGAGCAUGUAUGUGACAGCACUGCCGGGUGUGCCACCACUGCUUGUGAGCCACAUCGGGCGUUUAGCCCGGCAAUCAUCCCUUCGAUUUGGCGCCCUUGCCAGGGUGUUCUCCCGGUCGUGUGGGGCGGCCGGUUCCAGGUCGGCUGGGCUCGCCGAUGGGGGCUGUUGGACUUGCCGCCUGCUGAGAUUGGUCUCCCAGCCGGUUCGGCAUUUUGCCUCCCUCCUGCUUCUGGCUACUGUUUUCUCUUCCCGACGCCACCUGCUGGGGGUCACAGGAUACUCGACCCUGCUCCGUGCCCCGUUCGUGGUAUGCGUCUCUUCCGACUCUGGAUUGAGGAUGUGUGUAACUUAGUUGCGCAGGCAGCUCAACACGCCCUCAGAGGUGUUCCGGUCUGGAUUGGUUUCUCGUAUAGCUUCCAGGCCCUGCGCCCCCUAUCCGAAUGGUUGGUCGCACUUGGCGGAGGUUCACAAGCGCCAGAACACUGCUGUUUCACCUGCGAAUUCGAUUUCCUGCAGUAG